AACAGCAGCGGACGCUGUUAGCUAGCAUCUAGUAAGCAGAAACCUUUGCUUGUGUAUUAUUAUUUAUAUUAUUAUAAUCAUCAUAUAUUCAUGCCAUUUCACAGACUUAUUAUUCAGAGUCUUAGUUAUUCCGUGACUUAUCUUGAAGUCGUUUUGUGUUUUUUGUAGUUAUAUUAUACACAGCUCCACUGUAGCUUUAGCUGUGAGCUAGUCAUGGCAGGCAGCAGUGUAGCACAGAAGACCUGGGAGCUCUCGAACAGCAUCCAGGAAGUCCAGAGCAUCGACGAGAUCUACAAAUAUGACAAGAAACAGCAGCAGGAGAUCCUCGCAGCCAAACCCUGGACAAAAGACCAUCAUUACUUUAAAUACUGCAAGAUCUCAGCGCUGGCUCUGCUGAAGAUGGUGAUGCACGCACGUUCCGGAGGGAACCUGGAGGUGAUGGGGCUGAUGCUGGGGAAGGUGGACGGAGAGACCAUGAUGAUCAUGGACAGCUUUGCUCUGCCAGUGGAAGGCACUGAGACCAGAGUGAACGCCCAGGCUGCGGCAUACGAGUACAUGGCGGCUUAUAUAGAGAAUGCCAAACAGGUUGGACGAUUGGAGAACGCCAUCGGAUGGUACCACAGUCACCCGGGGUACGGCUGCUGGCUGUCAGGGAUCGACGUCAGCACUCAGAUGCUCAAUCAGCAGUUUCAGGAGCCCUUUGUUGCAGUGGUGAUUGAUCCUACACGUACCAUAUCUGCAGGAAAAGUCAAUCUUGGAGCUUUUAGAACGUAUCCAAAGGGCUACAAACCUCCAGACGAGGGUCCUUCAGAGUACCAGACCAUACCUCUUAAUAAAAUCGAAGACUUUGGUGUGCACUGCAAACAAUAUUAUGCACUAGAAGUGACAUAUUUUAAGUCCUCUCUGGAUCGUAAACUCCUCGAGCUCCUCUGGAAUAAAUACUGGGUUAACACUUUGAGUUCAUCAAAUCUACUCACUAAUGCAGACUACACGACGGGGCAGGUGUUCGAUCUGUCCGAGAAGCUGGAGCAGGCCGAGGCGCAGCUGGGUCGAGGAAGCUUUAUGCUCGGCUUGGACACCCACGACAGGAAGUCUGAGGACAAACUGGCCAAGGCUACACGAGACAGCUGCAAAACGACAAUUGAAGCGAUUCACGGCUUGAUGUCCCAAGUCAUCAAAGAUAAGCUCUUCAAUCAAGUCAACACGUCCGCCAACUGAAAGUGUCAUUGCCUUAAACGUGUGUGCGAUGUUGCACAUGCUUACAGGCACGCUGAUCUAACCGUCUUCACUUAUUAAUAGAUAAAUAAAUAUUAUAAAUAUC
This is a messenger RNA of Clarias gariepinus (North African catfish), 1321 nucleotides long. It is a transcript of the gene cops5, whose product is annotated as COP9 signalosome subunit 5. Gene Ontology annotation, molecular function: deNEDDylase activity; metallopeptidase activity; protein binding. Lineage: Eukaryota; Metazoa; Chordata; Actinopteri; Siluriformes; Clariidae. Gene Ontology annotation, biological process: protein deneddylation. Bases 214 to 1218 code for a protein of 334 amino acids. The transcript is spliced from 8 exons. The record is from RefSeq and is a predicted model, not a curated record. Gene Ontology annotation, cellular component: cytoplasm; COP9 signalosome.